AUGCUCACAAUCCUCAUCAACUGGCAUCUACUGCGGAAGACACAUGGACCGGCUGUGGCUGAUGCGCGGGCGCAAUAUCCACGGAUCGCAAAGUACAUAGAGGGUGGGAAGGGGAGCGGCGGUGCCUGGCAUCUCCCGUCAACAUGGACUGAAACCCCGAACACGCCCGUCAACGAUGUCGUCGCAGCGGCGCAACUGGCUCUAAACCGCUCGAGCAACGACCCUUCCGGCCACCUUCCGCACUCCAACAUCCCCCGGAUCAUCCAUCAAACAUGGAGAGAUACCAGGUUCGAGAAAUGGCGACCAAAGUACCAGGCGAGCGUGGAGAAAUGGCUGCGCGUGGUCGAAGAGGAGGAUAUCCCGUACCUAUUUUGGGAUGAUGCCGGAGUCGCUCAAUUCAUGCGAACCUUUGAGCCGAAUCUUGAGGCGGAAUUCUACGGCCUGCCGAGUCCGGUUGAGCGCUCGGAUGUAUUUCGCGUGCUGGUUUGCAAGUGGAUCGGUGGUGUUUACGUUGACAUGGACACCGAGCCCAUCCGGUCGCCUACUGAAUGGAUCAUGCCCACCGACCUAAUUCCCUGGACCGACCAGAAGACAAGCAAACUUUAUCACUCUACGCAAGCUGUCAACGCCAUCGUCGGCAUCGAAGCAGACACAAACCCUGACACUGACACCUACUGGCGCAUGGGCUACUUCUUCCCCAUCCAACUCACCCAGUGGGCAUUCGCAUUCGCGCCGCACCACCCCGUCCUACAAAUCUUCAUCGACCGGCUUCACGAGACCAUCCGACUCGUCACAAGGGAUCAGCAGCUGCUGCCCGAAUCCGAGCAGAGCGGCCGCGGCCUGGACUGGGUCGACCCUGUGAACCUGACCGGCCCGAUUGCAUUCACCGACAGUGUGCGCACGUAUCUGGGCCGGAAGGCUGAUCUGCGUUGGAACGCGCUCACCGGACUGCAUGACGACGGUAAGACAAAGCUGGUCGAGGACGUGCUUGUCCUUCCGAUCACCGGCUUCAGCCCUGGCAGCGCGCGCUUCCGUAAUAUGGGCUCGAAGCCUGUCACUGAUCCCUCGGCACGACUCUACCAUCACGCCGAAGGGUUCGUGGCGGCAUUGGAGUCUGAGAGUCGAGAUGGGCAAGUUUUGCCGCACAGCGUUUGGGCUCUGUAA
This is a messenger RNA of Aspergillus nidulans FGSC A4, 1164 nucleotides long. Its product is annotated as glycosyltransferase family 32 protein. The transcript is spliced from 3 exons. The coding region runs from base 1 to 1164 and encodes 387 amino acids. Gene Ontology annotation, cellular component: Golgi membrane. Gene Ontology annotation, biological process: carbohydrate derivative biosynthetic process. Lineage: Eukaryota; Fungi; Ascomycota; Eurotiomycetes; Eurotiales; Aspergillaceae. Gene Ontology annotation, molecular function: alpha-1,6-mannosyltransferase activity. The record is from RefSeq and is a predicted model, not a curated record.